This is a messenger RNA of Nicotiana tabacum (common tobacco), 1671 nucleotides long. The record is from RefSeq and is a predicted model, not a curated record. Lineage: Eukaryota; Viridiplantae; Streptophyta; Magnoliopsida; Solanales; Solanaceae.
AAUUAGCAUCAUGUGAAAUCUCUUAAGUGUAAACGCUCUUGUAAACCAUGCAAAAAAUUUGAAUUCAAGGCAGCGCCAAACUCUCUCUCUAAUCAUCUUCUUCUUCUUCUUCACCUCUCUCACACAGACACACACACUCUCUGUCCUAAAAUUCAAACAUUAAUCUCUCCAAAAAAAAACCAACAAUGUCUUCUAUCAGACCAUCAUCUCGGUAUGCUCAUAAAACUGGUUUUGAUUCACAACGAUCUUCCACCAAAUCCGACCCUUCUUCUUCUACAGAACUCACACCAAAAACCCACAACAACAACAACAACGCUCUAAUCAAAAUCAAGAACGCUUCAAAUGGUGUUACUCCAACUACUACCCACCAUUCCAAUUUCAGCUCCAUGGUUAAGAAAUUCGUUGAACACAAAUCAACCUCCUCUAAAUUGAUUAAGCAGAAAAAGGGUGAUUUGAAAUUGGUUAUACCUGCAGAUUUUAUAGCUGAAGAUUUGAAGAAAACGGCGAAAAGAGGCGGUGGUUUGAGUGCUUUGCAUAAGAAGUUGUUUAAAGGUUCUUCUUCUAGUUCUACUGGUGUGAAGAAAGAGGAGAAGAAAGCGUUGACUGAAGUCAAAGGGAAUACGAGGACAUUGGGAAUGGUGCUUAGAAGUGAAAGGGAGCUGUUGAGUAUGAACAAGGAGCAAGAGGAUCAGAUUCUUGAGCUCAAAUUAAUGCUUGAGGAGAAAAACCGAGAGGUUGAGAAGCUUAAGGAUUUGUGCUUAAAGCAAAGAGAAGAGAUAAAGUCAUUGAAAAGUGCCGUGCUGUUCCCGGAUGUUAUGAAUUCUCAACUUCAGGAUAUUUUGGAGAAGCAGGGUUCAGAACUUAUACAGGCAAAGCAGCUUAUACCAAAUCUUCAAAGACAGGUCACUUCUCUUACAGGCCAACUACAAUGUCUAGCCGAAGAUCUUGCUGAGGUCAAAGCUGAUAAAUAUGCUAUAAGAGGGAGCUAUGAUUCUCUUGGUAGCCCUCCAGGAUAUGAUCAAGAAGAAGCAGCUAAUUCUCUGGAAUUCAGCUCUGAGGAUCACACAAUUCCCGGCAGUCCAGAUGACAUGUUUCUCAAGGAUGUAAACCCCUGCUUAACACCUUAUUACGCCAAGACAAAGUCCAAGGAAUUUGAGAACUUCAAUUCUCCUGAUACUAAAGAUCUGGUAAAGACCAAUAUUCAAGUUUAUCAUGAGACCAGCUACAGUUCUUGUGCAAGGAAGUUGUCGAAAAGUUCAGACUGUCGCCAACAUUCCAACACAACAACCCGUGCAGCUCGCAGAUCUGAUGAAAGCAAAUGCACAUAUGGAAAGCAGGUCCACAGUAGGUUCUUCUAAGUUGUCCUCAAUCCUGAAGAUGUUUCUUGAGGAGCAGUAAACCUUAAGUCCAACAGCUCGGCUGAGAACAACAUUCGUGGUGAAUGCAUAGUUGUUUCGAAAUCAAAUUCCUAUUCCCUUCUCUCCUUUUCAAUAUACUAUCGAAAUCAAUCUGCGUUUCGACGUUCUUUUGAGAUGUAGACCAAGUAUCUGGUUCAGUAUACAUUUUGUUGGUAUUUCAUAAGAUAUGCUGGCCUAAUUCCAAUAGUCCAUUGAAUCUGAGUAGUCAUUCAUGGUUAUGUUUUAUAAACUCUUGUGAUGAACUGCAUGAUUC